GCAUCUCAGAAAAGUUGGACGUUCGAUUCUCUUCUUUGAACCACGACCGGCGUGCAGACUCGCAAAUACUUGAGGCGGCCAACCCGAGCUAAAUCUGACAAAAGAGCACCCAUCUAUACUCCAAGAAAAGUUGCAACAUAAAUGCGCAUAGCCAUCGUAGGGUCUGGAGUGUCUGGACUGGCUGCAACAUGGCUUUUGAACCGGGAUGAGCAUGAGGUACAUCUAUAUGAGGCUGCCUCGCGGCCGGGUGGCCAUGCAAACACCGUACGUGUAGAACCAUCGGGCAGGGUGCCAGUCGAGGUCGACUCCGGUUUUAUCGUCUUCAACCCCUCCACCUAUCCCAACUUUCUCUCCUUUCUCCGUCAAUAUCCCUCUAUCAAGAUCCUCCCCACCGAAAUGACAUUCAGUGUCUCCCGUGACUUUGGCGCAUUCGAAUGGGCCGGCGGAAACCUCUUCACGGUCUUUUGCCAGGCGAAACGUGUUCUGGACUCAGAGAUGUGGAAGCUGAUUUACGACGUGUUGAGGUUCAAUGCAUGUGCGAGGAGGAUACUCAAGAAGCCGGUUUCCAAAGGAGCGGAGAUGUCAGUUGGAGAAUAUUUGGAGAAUGAAGGUUAUUCACAAAGCUUUAGAGACAAUUAUUUGAUUCCUAUGACUGCCGCUGUGUGGAGUACGCCACCCGACCUCUGCGCAUUAGACUUCCCCGCGAGGACUUUGAUCAACUUCAUGCACAAUCACCACCUUCUUCAAAUUACUGGCAAGCCUUCCUGGCUCACGAUUCAAGGCGGAAGCAAGCAAUAUGUCAACACCGUCCUUUCAGAACUCCCGAAAGAAAGCUUGCACCUCUCAACGCCUAUCAAAUCCAUUACUUCUAGAAACUCCUCGCUCCAGGUCAAACUCACGACUACUGAUGGCAAGGUCGAGCUGUUUGAUCAUGUCAUCAUGGCGUGCCAUUCAGAUGAUACGUUGAGAAUCUUGGGUGAGGGAGGAGACGUGAGUGAUGAAGAGAGGAGAAUCCUGGGUGGUUUCCGGUGGAACAGGAAUGAGGUUGUGGUCCAUUCGGACGAGGCCUUGAUGCCAAAGAGCAGGAUCGCUUGGUCAUGCUGGAAUUAUCUGACGAGGUCAGGUGUGGAUGCCAAGGGGAGAAGGAAAGCGAACAACGACCAGGUUGCAUUGACAGAUUGGAUGAAUGAUCUUCAACACCUCUCCACCCAUACUCACGGACCAGUCUUCGCUACCCUCAAUCCUCCUUCGCCACCCUCUCCGUCGAAGACCUACUCGCAUCAUCAGUAUUCACACCCCGUCCUUGACGCUGCGGCCGUAAGAUUGCAAGAGGAGAUGGAGAAAAUUCAAGGGAAGAGAGGGGUAUGGUACGCAGGCGCCUGGAUGAAAUACGGGUUCCACGAAGACGGAUGGACGGCAGGACUGAAGGCAGCGGUAGGUAUAAUUGGGAAGGACACGAAGCACCUGCAUUCAUCUGCGAGCAAGGAUCAGGAGGGGGUAACUGUAUAUGGGAAUGGGAGUGCGUCCGGGAAGGGCGCGAGGGCAGCGUCGAUUGAGAUCCUUUCUGCUGAACGGUCCGGAGCGCAUGAUAUGUUUUGGAUCGUUUGUGGCCUCUUCUUCGAUUUCUUCGAGUUUUCGGGUCUCCGGACAGUUGUUGCGUUCGUGUUGGGGCUGUGGCUGAGUAUGUUGAGGAAGGUGGCAAGCGUUUUCGUUGAUUUGAGCGACUUGGUCGUGUAGAGGGUUGGGAGGGACUGUGGACUCGGAGCGCCUGUAGAGUAAGGGGAA
Molecule: messenger RNA, 1785 nt
Organism: Stereum hirsutum FP-91666 SS1
Lineage: Eukaryota; Fungi; Basidiomycota; Agaricomycetes; Russulales; Stereaceae
Product: FAD/NAD-P-binding domain-containing protein
Exons: 9
Coding region: 142-1737 (531 amino acids)
Molecular function (GO): oxidoreductase activity
Source: RefSeq, a predicted model, not a curated record